UGACUUACUCCAGUGCUCAGAGCAUUGAAUUACAUUGGAAGUUCCAGGAGAAAAAUAUAAAUAAAGUUGCUCCGUAGAUGCAUAAAUUUCACCCAAAUGUGCAAUAGAAAGUGAAAAUAGUGCCGUGAAGAAUCCACCGUAGCGGACCAUCAGAGAGUGCUGAAAAGCCAUCAAAGGAAGCUCGUUCCAAAGGUGAAAGACACAGAAAGGGUGGCAAGAUGGCAAUGUCAAAAGGAUUUCGUGUUCUGGAGAAAAAGCAACCACCCAGCCCCCACAGUGUUAUCCUGGAGCAUCGCAAUAAAUCCGAGACUCUCCUCUUUGAAUCUCAAGCUGUGGCAGUUCUCUCUGCCCAGGAGACUGAUGCAAUAAGGCGGCAGUAUGUGAAGAUUGCCGAUGCUUAUGGUUGUCUGGGGGUGCUGCAGCUCAAUGCUGGUGAGACAUCCGUGUUGUUUCUUGUCCUCGUGACGGGAUGCUUCAGCGUUGGCAAGAUUGGUGAUGCAGAAGUCUUUCGCAUCACUCAGACGCAAUUUGUGUCGCUGCAGCAUCAGCUGCUGAGUGAGGAUAAGAUUUCGGAGGUGCGGAAGCUCCUGAAUUCGGGAACAUUCUACUUUGCGUGGCACACAUCGCCGGUGAAUCAGCAGGUGUUUGACAUAACGAUCUGUGCCCAGAGGAAGCGUCGCACCACCGAGACGGACAAUCGUUUCUUCUGGAAUCGCAUGCUGCACAUUCAUCUCAUGCGUUACAGCGUUGACUGUGACUUCUGGCUCCUGCGUGCUGUGUGUGGCUCUGUGGAGAUUAGGACUAUUUACGCGGGAAGUCGCCAAGCACGAGCUGCCAUCAUUUCGCGGCUGAGUUGCGAAAGAGCUGGCACGCGAUUUAAUGUGCGCGGCACGAAUGAUGAGGGGCACGUGGCGAAUUUCGUUGAGACGGAGCAGGUGAUCUACCUGGAUACAGACAUAACGUCCUACGUGCAAACUCGUGGCUCUGUUCCGCUCUUCUGGGAGCAGCCGGGGGUCCAGGUGGGAUCGCACAAAGUCAAACUCUCGCGUGGCUAUGAAGCCUCCAAGGUGGCCUUUGUGCGUCACAUGAACAUGAUGCGUAGCCUCUACAAUUCCUACGCCAUUGUCAAUCUCCUCGGGACGAGUCUCAUUGGCAGCAAGGAGGGUGAAGCGAUGCUUAGCAAUGAAUUCCAGCGGCAUCAUCGAGAGUCUGAGAAUGCGGAUGUGCCCCACAUUGUCUUUGACUACCAUCAGGAAUGCCGUGGGGGCAACGUAACGGCCCUUGGGCGCCUAAAGAGUCGCCUUGAGGGUGCCUGUGCUCCCUUUGGGUUAUUCUUCGCGGCAGAUGAUGAAGUUAUGCGCGAACAACGGGGCGUAAUUCGAACAAAUUGCCUCGAUUGUCUCGAUCGCACCAAUUGCGUGCAAACCUUCUUCGGCCUCGAAGUCCUUGCUGAGCAAAUUGCCCUUCUGGGGCUGGCGGACAAGAAGCAAAUGCAGAGUCGCUUCGAGGAGGUUUUCAAGCAAAUGUGGAUCAACAAUGGCAAUGAAGUUAGCAAAAUCUACGCCGGAACGGGAGCCAUACAGGGUGGCUCAAAGCUCAUGGAUGGUGCCCGGAGUGCAGCACGGACCAUUCAGAAUAAUCUCCUGGACAAUUCCAAGCAGGAAGCCAUUGAUAUUCUCAUUGUGGGCUCAACCCUCUCGUCCGAAUUGGCCGAUAGGGCGAGAAUUUUGCUCCCCGCGAAUAUGCUGCAUGCCCCAACACCCGUCCUACGUGAAAUGUGCAUGAGGUAUGCUGAGUACGUGGCCCCCAAACCCCUACGGGUGGCUGUAGGGACCUACAACGUGAAUGGGGGUAAACAUUUCCGUUCUGUGGUGUACAAAGACGUCUCAUUGGCUGACUGGCUGUUGGAUUCGCACCUCUUGGCGCGCACGAAAUCCCUCGUUGAUGAUGCAUCGCCGGAUGAUGAGGGUGUCCCCAUUGAUAUCUUCGCCGUGGGCUUCCAGGAGAUUGUGGAUCUCAAUGCGAGCAACAUCGUGGCCGCCAGUUCGGACAAUGCCAAAGCCUGGGCCGAGGAGUUGCAGCGCGUGAUGAGCCGUGAGAACCCGUACGUGCUGCUCACGAGUCAGCAACUUGUGGGUGUUUGCUUGUUUGUCUUUGUGCGUCCAGAACAGGCGCAAUACAUUCGGGAUGUGGCUGUGGAUUGCGUCAAGACGGGCCUGGGUGGUGCAACGGGCAAUAAAGGAGCAGCAGCAAUACGUUUUGUCAUUCACGGCACGUCAAUUUGCUUUGUGUGUGCUCACUUUGCUGCUGGGCAGAGUCAGGUGACGGAACGGAAUGCAGAUUAUGCGGAAAUUACGCGGAAGAUUGCCUUCCCCAUGGGGAGAUCGCUGAAAUCGCAUGAUUAUGUGUUUUGGUGUGGAGACUUCAACUAUCGCAUUGAUAUGGAUAAGGAGGAGAUUAAGGAGUACGUGCAGCAGGGGCAGCUUGAGCCGGUGCUGGAGCACGAUCAGCUGCGGAAGCAACAGGAAGCUGGGAAUGUCUUUGGGGACUUUCUCGAGGGUGAGAUCACAUUUCCGCCGACCUACAAGUAUGAUUUGUUUAGCGAUGAUUACGAUACGAGUGAGAAGGCACGAGCACCUGCGUGGACGGAUCGUGUCCUGUGGCGAAGGCGCAAACCCCAUCCGGAUGCCGAUAAGUCCCCGGAUUGGAGCAAUGGGCAGUUGGUGCACUAUGGGCGGUCGGAGUUGAAGCAGAGUGAUCAUCGCCCCGUGAUGGCCAUCAUUGACAUCGAAGUGGCGGAAAUUGAUGCAGCGUGCCGGCAGAGGGUAUUCCAGGAGGUGAUGUCGGAUCUCGGGCCACCGGAUGCGACAAUUGUCGUCCAGACGGAGGAUGCAACGGAUGAGGAUAGAGGUGAGGGGAGUAUCUACGAUGAGAACAUCAUGACAGCUCUCAUUCAGGAAUUGGCACAAAUUGGUGAAGUGACGCUGGUGCGAUACGUUGGGGAGACAAUGUGGGUUACCUUCCGGGAUGGGCAGUCUGCUCUCACUGCCGCCAAGAAGCAGGAACUUCAGGUCUGUGGCGUAACUCUACUACUGAAGCUAAAGACAGACAACUGGUUGAAGCUGGUGGAGCAGGAGAUUGCCAUUUGCUCCCCGAAUACCGUGCCAUUUUGCGAUAGUUCCCUGAGUAGCAUGAAUGUGACGCCAGACUACAAUUGCCUGGGCAUCCCGGAGGUUCCAAUGCGUCCUCCGGGUGUUCCGGCAAAGCCUCCACCUCCAUCCCGACCACCACUUCCAAAAUCCCCCCAAGCUUCACCCAAACACAUGCCAUCGCGGGCUGGUGUCAUCAGUGUAACGCCGGAUCUUCUCGGUGGGAAGGCAAAGCCAGUAGUGCCACCACCUCCAGCAGCUGGGAUGCCUGCAAGACCUCCAGCCCCACCAGCUGUCCCUGCGGAGUCUCCACAACGUCAGCCAACUCCACCAGCAGACACAGGAGCCAUUUACGAAGAGAUAAACGAUGAUAUUGACAUCCCAAAGCCACGGGAACCUGCUCCGGUGUUGCCGCCACAGCAACCGAAUGAUGUUUAUGAUCUCGAUGCAACCCCAACGCGAAGUCCUGCCAAGAGUGCACCACCAACUGCAGCUCCACCACCAUUGCCAAUGCGCCGCAAUGCACCACCCCCAAUUCCAGGUAGGUCCGGUAUUCCACCACCCCUCCCAGCACGACCCAAUAACCAAAAUCAGUAAACCAGCAACAUGUGUGGACAAUGCAGCCCCCAAAAAAAGAAAGUUACUCAUUAGCAAAUAAUUUAAAAAAGAAGAAAA
Molecule: messenger RNA, 3824 nt
Organism: Lutzomyia longipalpis
Lineage: Eukaryota; Metazoa; Arthropoda; Insecta; Diptera; Psychodidae
Gene: Synj
Product: synaptojanin-1
Exons: 5
Coding region: 219-3746 (1175 amino acids)
Biological process (GO): phosphatidylinositol dephosphorylation; synaptic vesicle endocytosis
Molecular function (GO): phosphatidylinositol-4,5-bisphosphate 5-phosphatase activity; nucleic acid binding
Source: RefSeq, a predicted model, not a curated record